Paramecium sonneborni is the source of this 1514-nucleotide messenger RNA. The record is from the annotation of a GenBank genome assembly. Lineage: Eukaryota; Ciliophora; Oligohymenophorea; Peniculida; Parameciidae.
AUGAAAAAAUUGAUUCAUUAAAAAGGUCUCCUUCCAGCCAAACCUUCUUAAAAUGAUUUAUUAAACGAAGCAAGACAAGCCUUUUUAAGAAAAUAAAAAACAUAAAAAGAAUAAGAAUAAAUCGAAUUAUUUAUGCUAUCAUUAAGUUUCGUAUAAAAAUUGAAAACAUAAUAUGGACCACUUAUAGUAGCUGAUCUAUGUCGAAAUCUAUCUUAUUUAAGAAUUCCUGCAGGUACACAAAGUAAAAUAUUAAUAAAGUUUAGUCAUUUAAAUCAAUAAAGAAAACAGAACUUUUUAUGUAAUCUUAUCUGGCAAAGUAAGUAUUAGUAUUUAUGUUCAAAAAGGAUAAAGGAGAAGUUCAUUAAAAAUUGCUUAAAACAACAAUAUAACUUAGCAUUCUAGUCUUUAGUAAAUUUAAUAAGGUUCAACAUAAGGUACAAUUCACUCAUAACCAUCUCUAAAAGGCGAUGAAGAUGCUUUUAGCCUUUAAGAGAUUAAAACACUUGAAUAAGGCGAUUCUUUUGGAGAAUUAGCCUUAAUAAAAGAUAAUCUUAAAGCAACAGCAACAGUCACAACUAAAUCAGAUUGUGAGUUUGGAUGUUUAACUAGAAAAUAAUAUAUAGACAUUCUAGGAAAAAUCAGUAAAGUUAUUAUUAUAUUUAGUUUAGAAUUUACAUCAUGAAAAACUAGUGUUUCUUUAAACAAUUCCUCCAUUAAAGUAUUGGAAUGAUGAAGACUUAAAAUAAUUAUCUUAUUACUUGGUGUUGAAGCAUUAUGUAAGAAAUUAAAUAGCUGUUGGAGAAGGAGCAGAUAAUUCUUAGAUUUUUAUUGUAAAAUAUGGAGUAUUUCAUGUUUUAAAAUAAUAUCAAGGAUAAUAACUUAUCUUAAGUGAACUUUAAGAAUCAGAAAUCUUUUAUUAAAAUCCUAGCGAAUUAAAAUAUAAAUUUUCUCUUAGAUGUGCCUCUGAUGGUUCUAGUUUAUAUGAAUUUUCACAUUAUGACUUCAAAAAAUAUGGAGAAAAUAAUAAUUUAGAAGAGUUCAUUUAUUUAGAAUAAUAAAAAUAAACUUGGAGAUUGAAAAAAUUUGAAGAAAGAGUUUUUGAUUUUAAAGAUGUACAUAAUCAUGAAUUAGAACUUUUUGAAACUAAAAUAGAGUUUAAGAAAACAAUUAAAUUAUAUGAAGAUCUAAAAAUUAGAUGUAAAUCUGCCAAAAGAAAAAAAAGUCCUUUUAAAGUGGAAGAAAAUGCUAUUUAAAAAACACAAAGAUAAGCUUAAUUGGCUCUUAAGAAAAAUUAAAUUCUUAGAUUUGGAGAUGAUUCAAGUGAAAAUUCUUUCACUCUUCCCGCUAUCAGAAGCACUUCAAGAAAAAAGAUUUAUGUAGAUUUAAUUGACACAGAAAAAAGUUUUGAAACGCUUGAUUAAUAUAAUAUUGGAGAUAGUGAAAAAUAUUAAUUAUAUUUUGACUAAUCACAUCCUUGGAGAAACAUAAAUCAAAAGAAAAAAACGUUUAAUUGA